GCUACUGGGCUUAUAAUGCGCGAGUCGGACAGUGUCCUAGGAUAUAGCUGUAGUCUAUUGCACAAGACAUCACCCGUUUUUAUUAUGGUCGUACAAUUACCACGAUGAAAAUAAGCCUGGUAUUGAAGAAAUGUCGAUGAGGCCACCUAUUUAGCCUAUUCAACGUGAUGUCAGAGUGUCCUAUAAGCUACAGUUCGCAUUUGCCCUUGCAUCAACAAAGGACAUAAUAUCGCGCCGCUUAUCCGGGAAUUGUAAAUGGAUGAAACUGCGGCAGCCCGGGAGGCCGGAGGAAGCAUGCACACAUCCGGGGCCGGUAGAUCGGACCAGGUGGAUACGGCCGGCCUCUCUCUCAAGCUGGAUUCUGGAGACAUGGAAGACGCUGGUCCUAGGAGGUCUACAAUAACUAGCGAGAUGCCGUCCCCCACAGCUCAGGGUCUAGGCCCAGGUCAGGAGAAGAAGAUUGGCCACAGGAGAGUAGACGCCUCUGGAGAGACCACCUACAAGAAGACCACGUCCUCUGCCCUGAAAGGUGCCAUCCAGCUGGGCAUCGGCUACACGGUGGGCAACCUGAGCUCCAAGCCGGAGAGAGAUGUCCUCAUGCAGGACUUCUACGUGGUCGAGAGCAUCUUCUUCCCCAGUGAGGGUAGUAACCUGACUCCUGCCCACCACUACCCAGACUUCAGGUUUAAGACCUACGCCCCCGUGGCCUUCCGUUACUUCAGAGAGCUGUUUGGGAUCCGACCCGAUGACUACCUGUACUCACUAUGUAAUGAGCCCCUAAUCGAGCUGUCCAAUCCCGGUGCCAGCGGCUCCAUAUUCUAUGUAACCAGGGACGACGAGUUCAUCAUCAAAACAGUCAAUGCCAAGGAGGCGGAGUUUCUGCAGAAACUACUUCCUGGAUACUACAUGAAUCUGAAUCAGAACCCGAGGACCCUGCUUCCUAAGUUCUUUGGUCUCUACUGCGUCCAGUCUGGUGGUAAAAACAUCCGCAUCGUGGUCAUGAACAAUGUGUUACCACGCGCCGUACGCAUGCACCUCAAGUUCGACCUGAAGGGCUCCACGUAUAAACGGCGUGCGUCGAAGAAAGAGAGGGAGAAAUCGAAUCCCACCUUUAAAGAUCUGGACUUUAUAUCAGAUGUACCGGAAGGACUGACCCUGGAUCAGGAUACAUACAGCGCCCUGCUAAAGACCCUACAGAGAGACUGUCUGGUGCUAGAGAGCUUUAAGAUCAUGGACUACAGUCUACUGCUGGGGGUCCACAACCUGGGCCAGGCUGUGAGAGAGUCCCAGGGCUCACCAGCAGGGGGCGAUGAAAAGAAGCCUCUGGCCCAGAGAGCCCUCUACUCCACUGCCAUGGAGUCUAUACAGGGAGGGAAGGCUUGUAGAGACACACUAGACCACGAUGCUACGAUGGGUGGUAUUCCUGCUGUGGAUGGUAAAGGAGAGCGACUCCUUCUCUUUAUUGGAAUUAUCGACAUACUGCAGUCCUACAGGCUCAUCAAGAAACUGGAGCACUCGUGGAAGUCUCUGAUCAGUGACGGGGACACAGUGUCUGUCCACAGGCCCAGUUUCUAUGCAGACAGGUUCUACAAGUUCUGCAGCACCACCGUCUUUAGAAAGAGCUGCUCCCUGAGGUCUUCUCCCUCCAAGAGGGGACGAGGAGGGGCUCUGCCCGUGCCCAAAAUCAGUGUCCAAACACAGCUUUCCAUAGAGAGAGAGAACCAGGAGAACGAAGACCUGCACCUCAGAGGGGCUCGUGGCUUCCCUCUGCUGGAGGAGGACGGUCAGAGAGAGCAUCCCCAUACUCCUCCGUCUUUGGAGGAUGCGACCACAGCAUCCAUCGCUACCACUCUCUCCUCAACCAACUCUCUCCCUACCACACCCUUUGAUACACCAGAACAUCCACGUUUCAGGAGGCCAACCCACUCUCCACGGGACCGUGAGGGCAGUUUCAGGCCACAGAAAGAAGUAGUGGAGGUGCACGAGCAGACCAUCACUGUUGCUGUAGAGGUGAAGAGGGAACCUACAACCAGUGUGGUUCCAGAGGACCUUCAGGACUCUAAAGUAACAGAGGAGGAAGUCAUCACACAGACCACAGCUGCUUCCCCCACCUCCUCUACACCUCCUUCAACCCCUCCUCCCUCCUCCGCCCCUCCCUCCUCCACUCCUCCCUGCUCAGUCCCACCAGCCUCCACUCUCCCUCGUUCCCUUCCUCCCUCAGUCCCUUCCUCCUCUGCCCCUCACUCGAACUCCACUCUCCCUUCUUCUUCCACUCAUCCUUUCUCCGCCCCUCAAUCAUCAGCUCACAACGCCUCCACCCUUCCACCCUCUGCAGUCCCUACAGCCUCCAACUCUCCCUCUUCCACCACUCCCGCCUCCACCUUUCCUUCCUCCUCCCGCCAUUCUUCUCUCCUUCCAAGCACCCCUCCCUCCUCUCUCCCUCCGAGCCCCCAGGUGACAGCAGAACGCUUUUCGUCCAAUCAUCUGUCUGUCACCUCGUCCGUCAGCCACAACUCACUGGAGGGGGAGGUGCCAGUCUCAGACAUCUACUUUUAUGCUGAUGGGAGGUAUUGGGUGUACUCCCCAAUUCUGGGUCGUAAGAAGCUCAACUCAAGCUCGAGCUGCAAUAAUCAGGAGGACAGGAGCUGGGUGUACUCUCCUCUGCACUACGGCUCAGAGUCCAGACCUGGCUCUGACGGGGAGAGCGAGACAUAAGUUGAGUGAAGUCUCCAAUGUAAGCAAAUCACUUGAGAGGAUUGAAGACUACAGACAGAAGCUGUGAUGCUUUACGAAGCUCCAUGAAGCUCUAUGAAGCUUCUACGGCGUUGUGUAACCGUUGUGGCCCAAGCUGCAUGUGAAGGCUUGUUCUACCCACUAGGAUGGAGAAGGAUUCUUUGGGAACACUUAUUGAAAUGUUAUUUCUCUGCUUUGGCAACACCUUCCCCAACACACACAAACGCUAACACACACGUCUUCACACUCACACACCCUAACAUUGUCCUAUAUACAGUGCUGUG
Messenger RNA from Coregonus clupeaformis (lake whitefish), 3017 nucleotides. Its product is annotated as phosphatidylinositol 4-phosphate 5-kinase type-1 gamma-like. Gene Ontology annotation, biological process: phosphatidylinositol metabolic process. The transcript is spliced from 19 exons. The coding region runs from base 256 to 2715 and encodes 819 amino acids. Gene Ontology annotation, molecular function: phosphatidylinositol kinase activity. NCBI's taxonomy places the organism in Eukaryota, Metazoa, Chordata, Actinopteri, Salmoniformes, Salmonidae. The record is from RefSeq and is a predicted model, not a curated record.